Ipomoea nil (Japanese morning glory) is the source of this 395-nucleotide messenger RNA. Its product is annotated as two-component response regulator ARR22-like. Gene Ontology annotation, biological process: phosphorelay signal transduction system. The coding region runs from base 12 to 395 and encodes 127 amino acids. NCBI's taxonomy places the organism in Eukaryota, Viridiplantae, Streptophyta, Magnoliopsida, Solanales, Convolvulaceae. The record is from RefSeq and is a predicted model, not a curated record. The transcript has 2 exons.
UGGAAAUUGACAUGGAUUCGAAGAAUGUUGGGAAGGGGCUGAAGGCGCUUGUGGUUGAAGACAGCCCCGUUUUGCAGCUGGUCCACAAGGCGCUGCUGAAGAAGUACGGAGUGGAAGUUCAGGUGGUCAAUAACGGCGAGGAGGCGGUGGUGCUCCACCGCUCCGGCGCCCGCUUUGACCUCCUGCUCAUGGACAAGGAAAUGCCCAUCAAGGAUGGCGUCAACGCAACAAAGGAGCUGCGAGAACUGGGUGUGAAGAGCAUGAUUGUUGGCGCGACUUCGCACGGGCCAGGUCCGGUGAGGGACGAGUUUCUGGCCGCGGGACUGGAUGAGUGCCUGGUGAAGCCGCUGGGUGCAGAAGCGAUUCUGCGCGUCAUUAACAAACUUGUUGCCUAA